AUGCCCAUCAUCAUCCGCGAGGCCCGCGAGGCCGACAUCCCCGCCAUGGCCGCCCUCGAUGUCGCCGGCUACCGGGGCAGCCCCUUCCGCGCCGCCAUGUUCCCCGCCUCGCGCCGCGUGCUGCCCGGCGACGGCGACGCCCUCGCGUGGUUCCGUCUCGGCGCCCAGCGCGCCCUGGCAUCCUCAUCCUCGUCGUCGCGCUACAUCGUCGCAGUGGACGAGGAGGAGGUUGUGGGUAUGGCCAUCUGGGGCGCGCCGAGGCCCCCUCCGGCGGGAGAAGGCGGAGGCGGAGAGGAAAAGUCGAGCGCAGGACCACCGCCGGGAUUGCCGUCGUAUAUCGGCUACGAGGACGUGAUGCAGGCCAACGCAGAGAUUGAGCGAAUGUUAGACGCCCAGGACACGCUGGACGAGGCCACGCGAACUCUAAACGCCAUCGUGGUGGACGAGGCGCACCGCCGCAGAGGUGUCGGCAGGGCCCUCGUGCAAUGGGGCAUCGACAAGGCCGCCAACAGCCAACCCGCCGCUGUCUGGCUUAUCGCCACCUCGGAUGGCAAGAAGCUCUAUGAGAGCAUGGGUUUCGGGCUAGUCGGUUCGGGCUUGCGCUGCGGCGAGGCGCAGCACCUCAUGUACAAGAAUCUCGAGUCAUCUCAAAACCGGUCACUGGCUUGCAAGUCCCCUCAUCAGCAUUCGCACAUGUCAAUAUACAACCACAGGGAAUGA
Cordyceps fumosorosea ARSEF 2679 is the source of this 720-nucleotide messenger RNA. RefSeq names its product Acyl-CoA N-acyltransferase. The transcript has 2 exons. The record is from RefSeq and is a predicted model, not a curated record. Bases 1 to 720 code for a protein of 239 amino acids. Gene Ontology annotation, molecular function: acyltransferase activity, transferring groups other than amino-acyl groups. Lineage: Eukaryota; Fungi; Ascomycota; Sordariomycetes; Hypocreales; Cordycipitaceae.